Molecule: messenger RNA, 1631 nt
Organism: Anguilla anguilla (European eel)
Lineage: Eukaryota; Metazoa; Chordata; Actinopteri; Anguilliformes; Anguillidae
Product: olfactory receptor 8U9-like
Exons: 4
Coding region: 34-297 (87 amino acids)
Biological process (GO): G protein-coupled receptor signaling pathway
Cellular component (GO): membrane
Molecular function (GO): olfactory receptor activity; G protein-coupled receptor activity
Source: RefSeq, a predicted model, not a curated record
GCACAUUACUCUAACGGGUUUCGACACUGACCGAUGCUGAGAAUAGAGCCCGAAGAAAAGCAGUCAGGCGAAGGUCCUGAACGAGCAAUGGGAAUUCCCGCCUCUUCGAUCACAAACCACUCCAUCAUUACACCAUUGGGAUUUUACAUUUUCGGAUUUACGUUUUUAAGGCGCUGUCUUUUUGGAAACGAUUCAAGAACGAUAUCGGCCGAGGGAGAGCCGGCGUACCCAACCGAAGACGCAUGCAUGACGUCACCUCCACGAGCCAGAAGAAAAGCGGUCACGCGGAGGCACUGAACGCCGCGCACGUGCAAUGGGAAUUCUCACCACUUCAAUCACAAACUUCACCAUUAUACCAGUGGGAUUUUAUGUUAUCGGAUUUACUCAUUUAAAGUUUGCUGAUUUAUAUUUAAUUUUCCUCGGCUUCAUUUAUAUUGUAACGGUUUUGUGCAACGCCUUUAUCAUUUCCAUAAUAUGGAUGGAUCGUCGCCUACACACUCCGAAGUAUAUCGCGGUGGCUAAUUUAGGGGUUGUUGACUUGAUGUUCAGUACGUCCUUUAUUCCUAGUUCGAUCAAGACUGUUGUCACGGGGGACACUUUUAUGUCCUACAACGCAUGUUUGACACAGAAUUUUUUUUAUUACGGCUCUCUAGCACUAGAGUCAUUUUCCCUCAGUGUACUUGCCUAUGACAGAUUAAUUGUGAUAUGUUUCCCACUGAGGCACAGCUCCAUUAAUACUCCUACACGCAUGUUCAGUAUUUUAGCGACUGUUUGGUUGCUUUGUGUCAGCGUCCUGGCGUUCAUGGUCUUGAUCUUAAGAAAAGUGUCUUUUUGUGAUUCACUCACUGUGUACAACUUUGUCUGUGAGUAUGGGGCCCUGAUCAAUCUGUCGUGUAAUGGUAACACACUGCAGUGGACCGUUGCCUCUUCAGUGAGUAUACUCUUUUUGUUCCUGCCACUUAGUGUAAUAGCCAUGUCAUACGCCUGUAUUUUGACAGCCGUGUUUCGAAUGAAGAAUGUGGAGAGCAGGUACAAAGCACUUGCAACGUGUAUAGAACAUUUCGUUCUAGUGGCCAUUUUCUAUGUGCCAACCAUAACACUGUACAUCAUUGAACUUUUCUUAUUCCUCGUCAAUCCAAAUAUGAAAAUGGUGAACUUGUCGUUAGCCUCAUGCAUCCCGUCCUGUCUGAACCCCAUUGUGUAUUCCCUGGCAACCAAAGAAAUCAGGAACAGAAUAUUUACGAUGUUCCAGAAAGUCAAAUUAGCAGCGUGGACAGGGUAAGCGUAGAGCCGAAGUUUUCGGUAAAUUUUAAAUUUUCAAACGAAUAAACCCCAUUUAUUUUUAAGCCCUGAUGUUUGGCUUCAAUUGCGCAUGUCUAUGAGAUGUCAAAAAAAUAAAUAAAUAAAGUCUGGACCAACAGAACAUGCACAAAAAUACAUUUUCAAAAAAUUUGACUGUCGGUACCAACUCACAGUGAAAUGUUCAGUGUUAAAUCUGCUCACAGAGUGUAUUUAUAUGUACUCUCUUAGAGCUGAAUUGACAAUCAACACGACACCCCCCAAAAAAUACAUCACUUAGUCAUUGGCUAUGCUACUCACAAGAGGGGCUUUGGCAUGUGUAUGCUUAUGGG